AUGAUUUCAGACCUAUGGCUGCUGGCUUUACUUGCACUCAGCGUUAAUGCCAUAUAUGAAGAUCAGGUUAACGUUCUAGAUUGGAAUCAAAAGUUCGUGGGGAAAGUAAAGUAUUCAAAAUUAAAGUUUGAUGGGACUACCCCUAAAAACUAUUUUGUGGGUUCUGAACUCAACGUUAUUAGCUCUAUUAAUUUGAAGGAUGGGUCAAUUGUUUGGCGACAGGUACUUGACGAGGACGGUGAAUUAACUGGAUUUGAAUUGUGUGGCAAUAAGUUGUUUUCUCUUUCCUCCAAGCAUGGGACUAAGCUGCGUGCUUGGGACAUUAAGUUUGGUGGUGUUUUAUGGGAGAUUUUAAUAGAUUCUUCUGAAUCAUCCAGUGGAGACAUUUGGUGUGACGAAAACUCGGGAAUUUUGGUUGUUGCUUACGAUAAAGGAGUGGAUACCUAUCGUCUUCAAACAGGUGAAAAGCUUCUGUCUGAUAGAAAUAUGAAUUCAAGUUCUCCUAUUCAAAUAAAUAUAGUUUCUGGGAAAACUGAAUCCAGUUCGACAAUCUCACUAGUCGAAAAAUAUCUGGAUAAGAGUGAUCAUCUGGAUAUGAUACACCUGAAUUAUCUUAUAUAA
This is a messenger RNA of Schistosoma mattheei, 621 nucleotides long. Lineage: Eukaryota; Metazoa; Platyhelminthes; Trematoda; Strigeidida; Schistosomatidae. The record is from the annotation of a GenBank genome assembly.